This is a messenger RNA of Hyaena hyaena (striped hyena), 180 nucleotides long. RefSeq names its product keratin-associated protein 19-7-like. The transcript has a single exon. The coding region runs from base 1 to 180 and encodes 59 amino acids. The record is from RefSeq and is a predicted model, not a curated record. Lineage: Eukaryota; Metazoa; Chordata; Mammalia; Carnivora; Hyaenidae.
AUGAGCUACUACGGCAACUACUAUGGUGGCCUGGGCUGUGGCUGUGGAGGCUUCAGUGGCCUGGGCUGUGGCUGUGGCAGCUUCCAGAGACCCGGAUGUGGCUGGGGCUGGGGGGGCCUCAGAUAUGGCUGCUGCCGCCCACUAUGCUAUGGGGGAUUUGGGUUCUCUGGCUUCUACUAA